Messenger RNA from Stereum hirsutum FP-91666 SS1, 1515 nucleotides. Its product is annotated as MFS general substrate transporter. NCBI's taxonomy places the organism in Eukaryota, Fungi, Basidiomycota, Agaricomycetes, Russulales, Stereaceae. Gene Ontology annotation, biological process: transmembrane transport. The coding region runs from base 1 to 1515 and encodes 504 amino acids. The transcript is spliced from 11 exons. Gene Ontology annotation, molecular function: transmembrane transporter activity. The record is from RefSeq and is a predicted model, not a curated record.
AUGUCCUCUUUCUGGAGACCAGAUGCCGAACUGUCCCAUUCAGAACGACCCCUACACACUAAAAGUAAAUCAGCGCCUUUAUCCCCUGAGGCUAUCGACGACCUCAAGAAAAAUGAAAACAGCGAAUGGGAACACCAUCCGAGGAACCCUCUCAAUUGGACGUCGUGGAAGAGGUGGAGCGUUAUUGUCGUUAUAUCUUUAUACAUGUUUGUAACCGUACUGGAAAGCUCUGUGAUGGCCCCCGCAUUGCCGGACAUCAGUCGGCAUUUCAGCAUUAACGACCAGACUGUCGUUGUUUUGACACUAUCGAUAUACCUACUGUCAUUUGCAAUUGCACCACUCCUAUAUGCCCCUCUUUCGGAGAUGUACGGCCGUUUCUUGGUAGUUCAGAUCAACAUGGUUCUCUUCCUGGGUUUUAAUAUCGGAUGCGUGUUCGCUCCGACCACAGGAGCUCUCAUUGCUCUACGUUUUCUCAGCGGAUGGGUUGGCUCGGUGCCUCUAGCUUUAGGCGGUGCGAUUAUAGGCGAUCUAUUCCCUCCGGCUGGCAGAGGGCUUGCUAUGGCCGUUUUCACGAUGGGUGGAAUGAUCGCUCCUGUGGCAGGACCAAUAGCUGGCGGUUUUCUGACAGAGACCUCAGGUUUCAAGUACAUCUUCGUACUCCUGGUCUGUCUCUCCGGCGUGUUUCUUCUCAUUAGCAUACCUUUGUUCCGGGAAACCUACGGCCCAGUCAUACUAGCACGCUCUUUCCGCACCCCCAAAGACUUGGAAAAUACCUCCAUGGCUCUCAAUAGGAGGGAGAGCAUCCAAAACGUGUGGAUCAAUGUCAAGAGGCCCUUUGUACUACUUGCACGGAGCUUCAUAUGUUUCAUCCUCAGCCUCUACAUGGCGACUUAUGCAGGCAUUUGGUACUUGAUGUUCACGACGUUCCCAGGCAACUCAUAUAAGUGUGUUGUCUCAGUGCUGUUUACCGACAUCUACCACUUCAACACCGGAACAGUGGGCUUGGCCUACAUAGGGCUCAGUAUCGGAUUCGUACUGGCCACUUUCGUAGUCGCUGGGGUAGGCGACAGAGUCUUCACAGAGCUUGUUCGUCGCAACGGUGGCAAGUCGGCCCCAGAGAUGCGCAUUCCUUUGCUCAUCGUAGGAUCGUUCUUUGUCCCCAUCGGCUUAUUCUGGUAUGGCUGGUCUAUUGAAGCCAAAAUUCAUUGGAUAAUGCCUAUCCUCGGGACGGGAAUAUUUGGGUUUGGGAUCGCACUUGGGAUUCAAUUCUCUCAACUUUACCUCAUUGAUGCCUUUGGGAUUUACGCUGCAUCAGCCCUCUCAGCUGCUGCGGUUCUUCGCUCCAUGUUAGCCUUUGCAUUCCCAUUGUUUGGUUCUCAGUUGUACGAGACUUUGGGCAAUGGAGGAGGCAACUCGCUACUCGCUGGAAUCUCCAUAGUUCUUGGGAUCCCUUUUCCAAUUUUGAUUUGGUACAAAGGGGAUGCAAUUAGGAAGAGAAACCCCCUUGACUUGUAA